AUGUCGUCUCUGCUGGCGUUUGAAUUUCUGCUGAUGUGCCUGUCAGCAACAACGCUCUCCUGUGAAUCAGAUGAGGUCACUCCUACAUAUGUGGCUCGAAGCUGCAAAGAAAUUCAAGAGAAGUACCAGAAAAAAACAGAUGGCCUGUACUACCUGACUACUGCAAGUGGUGUGGUAUACCAGACCUACUGUGAUAUGACCACUGAUGGAGGCGGCUGGACGCUGGUGGCCAGUGUGCACGAGAACAACAUGUAUGGGAAGUGCACUGUAGGUGACCGCUGGUCCAGCCAGCAAGGUGAUGACAUUAAUAGGCCUGAAGGAGACGGAAACUGGGCUAACAAAGCAACAUUUGGAACUGCAGAAGGUGCUACUAGCGACGACUACAAGAAUCCUGGGUAUUAUGACAUCAAGGCUCAGGAUGUGUCUGUGUGGCACGUUCCCAAUAACGCCGAGAUGCAGGAAUGGAGAUGCAAUUCCAUCUUACGCUACCACACCGACAAUCACUUUCUCGAUGACAAUGGAGGAAACCUCUAUAACUUAUUCAAGAAAUACCCAGUGGUGUAUGGAACUGGCGUUUGCCGUACUAAUAAUGGACCUUCUGCACCGGUGGUGUAUGAUUUUGGAAAUAAACUUACUAACAAGAAUUUCUAUGGUCCCAACCCAAGAGGAGAGUCUGAGCCUGGAUUCAUCGCUUUCAGAGUUUUCAACAAUGAGAGGGCAGCCAUGGCCAUCUGCUCUGGAGUCAGACCGACCGGCUGCAAUACAGAGCAUUACUGUAUUGGGGGAGGAGGGCAUUUCCCGGAAGCGGCACCGAGACAGUGUGGAGAUUUUCCCAGUUUUGACUGGAGCGGCUACGGGACUAACACAGAAUGGAGCGCCUCCAAAGAGAUCACUGAAGCUGCUGUGUUUCUGUUCUACCGCUGAGAUCCAGAUCACUUCAGACAAAUUCAGCUCUAUCAUUCUCUAUCUUUCUUUAUCUAUCCUUUAUUAUACAGAUUAUAUAGUAAAAUCGUUUCUUAAUAGGUGAUGGUAACUCUUAUGUAGAAUUAUAGAUAUUACAACAUUGACAUUAUAAAACUGAUUAGAAGCAGGCUCCAAAUACAUGUUAGCUACAUUAGCCUCAUAACAACAGUACUAAUUAGUGAAUUAUAAACUCCAAAUAUAUGUUAGCUAUAUUAGCCCCAUAACAGCAGUGCUAAUUAGUGGAAUAUAAGCUCCAAAUACAUGUUAGCUACAUUAGCCUUAUAACAACAGUGCUAAUUAAUGUAAUAUAAGCUUCAAAUACAUGUUAGCUACAUUAGCUUCAUAACAGCAGUACUAAUUAGUGAAUUAUAAACUCCAAAUACAUGUUGACUACAUAUUACCCUUAUAACAGUACUAAUUAAUGUAAUAUAAGCUCCAAAUACAUGUUAGCUACAUUAGCCUCAUAACAACAGUACUAAUUAGUGGAACAUCAGCUCCAAAUACAUGUUAGCUACAUUAGCCUCAUAAUAACAGUGCUAAUUAGUGAAUUAUAAGCUCCAAAUACAUGUUAGCUACAUUAGCCUCAUAAUAACAGUGCUAAUUAGUGAAUUAUAAGCUCCAAAUACAUGUUAGCUACAUUAGCCUCAUAAUAACAGUGCUAAUUAGUGAAUUAUAAGCUCCAAAUACAUGUUAGCUACAUUAGCCUCAUAAUAACAGUGCUAAUUAGUGAAUUAUAAGCUCCAAAUACAUGUUAGCUACAUUAGCCUCAUAACAACAGUGACAUCUUCUGAGGUAAAUGCUUUCACUACUUGACAGAUAGCUACAUUAGACUCAUAUAUCUAGCGCUAAUUUGUAGGUUAUGAACAGUUCUAUUACUUGUUAGCUAUAUUAGCCUCAUAAUUCUAGUGCUAAUAAGUGAGAUACAAGCUUUCACUACUUGUUAGCUAACUACCUAAAUAUCAUAGCUCUAUUGCUAUAUUGUGAUGUAGAAGCUUCCUCUAAUUUUUCGCUAGUUAUAUUAUCUUUAUAGCACCAACACUAAUGCGGUGAGGUAUACGCUAACACUUUUUAGCUAGUUGUUAGCUACAUUAGCCUCACAGCUCAAGAGAUAAUUUGUGAUGUACCAAAUCAUACUUGCCUCUAGGUGCAGUAAAAAUGGAGAUACAAGUUUUUUUUUUUUGUGAAAUUGAUUAUAAGUAUCUUGUGUCUUUACCACUAAGAAUCUUCCGACAGUGAUGAAGCUGUGCCAAUGUUUCCCAUCUCUCCUGAAAUCCCUACACAGUUUUAACUUCACUCCAAAACCUAAAGAGUUACAAUAACCAAGAAAGGAUUUUCUAUGUUUUCAUUUUGGGAUUUACUCUGUACUGAAUCAAAUAAAGCAUGAUAAA
Messenger RNA from Astyanax mexicanus (Mexican tetra), 2351 nucleotides. Its product is annotated as intelectin-like. The transcript is spliced from 7 exons. The record is from RefSeq and is a predicted model, not a curated record. NCBI's taxonomy places the organism in Eukaryota, Metazoa, Chordata, Actinopteri, Characiformes, Acestrorhamphidae. The coding region runs from base 1 to 924 and encodes 307 amino acids. Gene Ontology annotation, molecular function: oligosaccharide binding.